This is a messenger RNA of Ciona intestinalis (vase tunicate), 2084 nucleotides long. Lineage: Eukaryota; Metazoa; Chordata; Ascidiacea; Phlebobranchia; Cionidae. The record is from RefSeq and is a predicted model, not a curated record.
AGACACAUAAAUUAAACCUGUAUAUUCCUAUAGGUCAUGUAAUACAGUAAAAUGUUUAUUCAACAUUCCAAAAUAUUCAAAUGCGUUCUUGCUUUCGUCAUGUGCUCACAAAUUCCCUCGGGACUUCCCCAGCCAUCGGGGGAAAACCCGGAUCCCCCACAAACAGUUAACGUAGUAGUUAUGGUCCCAUUUGAGGGAGAGUAUUUAUUCAGGCGAGACGUGAUUCAACCUGGAGUAGAAUAUGCGCUAAGGACUUUGAGACGAAACGAUGGACCUUUGACAAGAGACUUGCAAUUCAACGUAACUUACAGGAAUUCUCAAUGCAACCGCAAAGCGGCGCUAGAGGCUGUCGACUUUUACUACGGGCAAUGCGGAACCAGUGACGUCACUAACUCAAUGACGUCACCACUCUUAUUCCUUGGCCCAGUGUGCAACGACGCAACGUCGAUGGUGGCGACUUUUGCCGGGAAAUGGAACGUACCGGUGAUUUCCCCUGGGUCACAUGCAGCGUGGAUAAUCCCAGGCGAGGAAUACCCCAUGUUGACCAGGAUAACCCCGUCGUAUAUCGACUUGGCUUAUUUCAUUCAUAACGUGUUCGUAAUGCUAAACCAUGGGGUGACCUACCCUGUGCAUUUGAUAUAUGAGGACAGAGAGGAAGGAAAGACAACGGAAAGUGAAUGCCACAACCUAAUGCAAGCAGUAUACAGUGUGUUCCACAACGAUGCCGUAGUCCUACAGGUUACCACACGUCACGCAAUAAGUGACGUCACUUUUCAUGCCGAGUCCUUUAUAGCCGAUAUUGGAUAUCCUAACGUUGUGCUAAUGUGCGCUUCGAGCCCCCUAGUGAGAAAAGUUAUGCUGGCAGCUUCAGCACAUGGUGUCGCUGUACCUGGAAGAAACGAGUGGUACGCCAUAGACCUUCAUAACGACUCAUAUUAUGCUGCUGGUGCUUGGAAACAAGGUGACGAGCAAGACCUCAAGGCCAAAAUCGCGUACAGGGCGUUGCAAGUAAUCACUUUCAUUGUGACAAAAACACCAGAGUUUAACAGAUUUUCAACAACUAUACUGAACGAAUACAGAAGCAGAGGUGUAACGCAUUCUGAGACACAGGUAAACGAAUACGUCGAAGGCUUCCAUGACGCAAUAAUGCUAUACGCGAGAGCUCUGAACGCCACAAUGAACCAAGGCUUGGACAUCAGGAACGGAACAUCUGUUUCUGCAAAUAUGAGGAAUAUAACGUUUCAAGGGAUAUCUGGCCCUGUAACGAUUGACUUAUAUGGAGACCGAAAUGGCGACUACAGUAUUAUCGGCAUGAAGAAUAUUGAAACGGGGACGUUUGAGAAAGUUAUAGAUUAUUACGGCGGAUCGCGAAGUCGUUUCACUUUCUACCCAGGGAAGAACAGAGACACAAAGAUCAAGCCGUUCAGAAUGCCUCCAUUUUCAGAACCAGUAAAAGAAGACACAGAUUUCAACCAUAAAGCUCUUGCCGGAGUGUUGGGGACGUUGGCUGGAGUUGUAAUGUGUUGUUUAUUGGUUGGCGGACCUCUAUGUUAUAGAACGAAGUGUUCAUCCAGUCACAACAACGACGGCAUGAGUGUUCCCGGUUUCAACCACAACCAACCUGAUGCCGUACAUAUCCCACUAAGAGAAGACGGUUCGGUUAGCACUUGUAUGUCUGGACUUGAUGACGACAUGAAAGUAUAAAGCUUGCUCUUUAGCGCCAACUGACGGCUGUGGAAAUGAAGUUGUUUGAUAAAACUCUGUAGAUUUAAUUGUUGCACAUUUGAAUGUACUUUAACCUAUUGUUAUGUCAUGAAACACCCCUGUAAUAAUAGAAAUCAUAGAUUUAGAGCUAAAUGACCGUAUGUGCACUCGUUAGUGUUUCUUUAUACCUGAAUAAAGUCUUUGUGAGCCAUCAGUGAAAUGGCAGGCUUCAACAUCUGGUGAGGUCCAUGAAGUAGCAUCCUGGGUGCGCAUAAUUACCACAACGGGGUUUGGACAGUGUACCUUUGGGGUUAGGUUAAUGGACCAACUCUGGCCCCUGGUUUGAAGGUCCCAUAAUGUUACUGGUGUAUGUUGAAGUG